Molecule: messenger RNA, 535 nt
Organism: Eptesicus fuscus (big brown bat)
Lineage: Eukaryota; Metazoa; Chordata; Mammalia; Chiroptera; Vespertilionidae
Product: beta-defensin 104A-like
Exons: 2
Coding region: 20-211 (63 amino acids)
Biological process (GO): innate immune response
Cellular component (GO): extracellular region
Source: RefSeq, a predicted model, not a curated record
UCUCAAUAAUCCGCAAGUUAUGAAGACGAUCCUACUUCUCCUGGCUCUUUUCCUCUUUCUGGCCCCAGUGAGAGGUGACCUUGAUGCAGACAAGAUAUGUGGCUAUGGGACUGCUCGCUGCCGGAGGAAUUGUAAGAGACAGGAAUUCAAAAUCGGAGUCUGCCCCAACACUAACCCAUGCUGUUUGAAAGGACGGAUGGCACCUCAUUGAAUCCUGUGAAAUACCCAAGCCCACUGGGGCCUGGUUCCUAGACGCACUGACGGCCAGUCCUCAGAGCCUCCCCUUUAUGAGAGCUGACAGCCAGAAAGUCCAGGUGCAGCCCCUGAGCUGGAUAUUAAAGGAGGGUUUGCUGAGAGGCAGAGCGAGUGUGGCAGAGUUGGGGCAGCAGACAGCAGGGCCUUGGCCUCAGGGCCCCUACCGCCCUUCUCUCUGUGAAAGGAAGUGUAGCAAUGCAGGUUAACUGAGUCUCAGCACGGUAAGCCUAACUAACAUAUAUCUGAUCAGCCACAGCCUCAGUGUACAUCAUGUGUUUUG